Molecule: messenger RNA, 3244 nt
Organism: Echinops telfairi (small Madagascar hedgehog)
Lineage: Eukaryota; Metazoa; Chordata; Mammalia; Afrosoricida; Tenrecidae
Gene: DDIAS
Product: DNA damage induced apoptosis suppressor
Exons: 5
Coding region: 99-3089 (996 amino acids)
Biological process (GO): negative regulation of intrinsic apoptotic signaling pathway in response to DNA damage
Cellular component (GO): nucleus; cytoplasm
Source: RefSeq, a predicted model, not a curated record
UGGCGACGAGCGGUGUGCAGCUGACUUGUGCCCUGCGCAGACAUGAACGUCUCCUCUGCCGAAUCCCCCUCCACUGCCCCAGGACAGAGUGUGAGCACAUGACUAGGAAAAGAAAAUUUCUUCUUGCUUCUGUACUCGCCCUCCAGAAUUCAAAUUUUAUAUAUCCAUCAUGUCAAAAGUGCCUCUCUCGGAUCAUCGUAGUCUCCAAAAGAUCUAAUUGUCCAAAAUGUGGCUCUACUGGGGAAGCUGAAAAUACUAAUUAUAGAUAUAAACUUUCCUUAAAAGUUACAGAGUCAAACAGACUAUUUGGCAUUACUGUCUUUGGAAGCUGUUUAGAUGCAUUUUUUGGUCUUCCUGCCACUGGUUUGUACAGGUAUAUUGAAGAUCCUAAUGAAAUUCCAGAAACAUUGGACAGUGACACAGCUCAGAACCUGUUAACUAAAGCAGUUGAAACUUGUUUUCUUGGACAAAGCUUUAUUUUUGGAGUGACGAAUUUCAGAAACCAACAUUUGGAUUCCAGGAAGUUCAUACCUGACCACAAAAGACAAGUUCAAGCACUAGUAGCUUCCCAGAUUGUUCUGCCAGACCCAAGUGUUGCAGGCUUCACUGUCCUUGACUACUUCCAUCAGCUCCUGCAGACUUCCAAUGCAGGGAAGCUUCACCAGGGCACCCAGGCAAACAGCUGUGUGCCUGCUUCUGGUCACUCAGAGAGUGACCUCAGCAGCAUAUGUGGUUCUGACAACAGCACCUCCUUUCUGGAGUCCUGUGGCAGGGAUGCCUGUCUGCAAUGCUGGCAGCCGUGCCUUGAACUCCCUUGCAGUGUGUCACACCCGACAGAUGAUGAGGGCUUUUCCGCUUCAGAACAGUGCGGGGCCAUUGGUGGUCUUCACCAGAACGGACGGUGUAUCUCCUUUGCAGAGGUCCCUGGUUCCAAUGGCGACCAGGAUGCCCUUCAGCAUUCACGGAGCCUUGGUUCAUGUGUGGAUAAAAAGAGUGACGCAGAAAAGCCAGGUGACAAAGUUGGCUUACAAGCUAAUCAAGGUGAUGCAGUUUAUAGUAAUCAUCAUGAAAUUGGAGUUACUGACUCUGAUUUAUUCCCUAUGAAAAUGCAAGAGCUCCUUGAGCGGAGCAAUAUAAAAUCCCCCCGUAGCGCAGUGGAAAUUAAAAAUAAGUCUUCCCAGCCUGAGCUAACAGCAGGUCACCAGCAUGAUGAUGGAGAUAUCCCUUGUGGCCUCCAAGAGAGCGCUGCGUGUGCGUCACCACCACGCAGACUAGAAGAGAUAGCUAGUGUUUCCCAGGAUUGGGACCCUGAGGUGUGGGAUGAGCUGCCAUUCUCUGAAAGCCUGGACAAGUUUCUGGCAGUUAUUGAAAGUGAUAUUACUAAAACUCCAAUAAAUACCAGUAGUAGGAACUAUAUAGAUAAUGGCCAUGAUAAAUUGCAUACAGACGACAUCAGGUUUUCUGUGACUCCCCAGAGAACCGCAACAGCCCUGCCGUCACCACUUACAGCUUUAAGAUCACUGCAAACAACAGCCAAAGCAGACUCCAGCAAAGACAGCUUCCAUUCCAGGUGUGAAGCAAAUCCAGGUCCUGGUGUUCCAAAGACGUCACAACCAGAUCACAUAGAGACUGUACGUGCUGAUAGAAGAGAGAUUUCUGAUUCUUUUCUACCAAAUGCUUAUCUGUCAGCUAUAUUUCCAUCUUCAGUAGAGCCCGAAACAAGCAUUCCUAAGAAAGCUAGCAUUUCACCCAAGCCCAGUGCUUCAGAGAACGGGCUUUCUUUUCUCAACCUCAAACACGCUAACGGAGAAAACUCACUUGCCGAAAGGAGAGAGAAGUUGACCGCUUUGAGUUCUUGGAAGUAUGAUGUUUCUGACCUGUGCAACUUGGAAAAGAAGAAGUAUUAUAGGUGGCCAGAGAGCCAAGAUGAUAGUCUUAAAAUUUGCAGGCAACUUAUAUAUCCUUUAGAGCCUGUUUGCAGCAGUACAAGUUCAAACACACCGAAAGAACUGCCUCAUGGACUGUUCAAUAACUUAACACAGAGUUACUCUUGUAACCUUGGACAUAGCUACAAUGCUUCUGCUGAUCUCUUUGAUGUUAGUGCUAAAGAAAUGGAAAUUGCGAGCCUGAUUACCAAAAGAUCACAGGAUAGUCAUUCACUGUGGGAACAGUCUUUGAAAGAAAGCCAUCAUGCCGAAUCAUAUUUUUCACUGAGAUCACUUUCUAAGAGCUCAAGCCAGUCACAAAAAUUAGCUCAAGCCUCACCAAACAUCUCUGCUGUGGCCUCAAGAACACACUCACCACCGGAUUUUCUGUCAGAUUCGGACUUUGAAUUGGAAGCGAGCCAAGACUUUGUUCCGUUUUCACAAUCCACUCCCAUUUCAAGAGUCCACCAAACAAGAAUUCAUGAAGUGAAAAGAGCUUUCGAAAGACUACCUGCCUUUUAUUCAGAUAUUGAUGCUAACUAUAAAAAAAGAAGGAUUUCUUCUGAAAUUGACACACAGCCAGGCACUCAAAAUGGUCCAAAACAUGAAAACGCAGCAAAACUCCAGAGAUCCCAAACUCCUGUGAGAUAUGGUGUUACACCACCCGUGUGUCUCGACGAUGGCCCUCUUGUUGCUGGCUGCUUUGAGCCCGCCGACAGUGACUGGGUGCCCCCCACCACAAAAAAAGGAUUUCUUUCAGAUAAGCUUAGAUUCUGCUUUGAGCCUGACGACAAUGACUGGGUGCCUCCCACCACAAAAAAAGGAUUUCUUUCAGAUAAGCUUAGAUUCCAAAGUGCGAGUCUAAGAAAGGGCCUGGCCACCUGUAAUUCCCCUUAUCAAGAAGAGUUAACAAGAAAGGAACUAAAACCUGUUCCCCAGAGAACAGAUACAUGUUUCAUUAAAGACUUAAAGAGUAAACUUCCAAUAGUUGCAACACAGAAAACUCCUAAUUAUGCCUGUAAACAUUCGGGCUGGACUUCAAGAGAGUCGGUCAUUUGUUCAAAAGUCAGGAGUUGCCUCCCAUUCUCAGAAAACCGACUUUCUUCAGUGCCUGAAACUAGUAAUAUUUGGUCUCCGGAAUUGUUUUCACAAAAAGUCACCUGAACACAAUCACUGAACCUCUUACCAUCAUCUCCAUCUAACUGGCUGGCCAUGCCAUCAGGACCAGAAUCCUGUGCAGGUUUGUGGCUGACCAGACUGCUUUCAACUGCUGAUCCUUGAAUCAAUAAAUAUCAUUGCACACAUAUGUUUGUGACAAA